CUCCCUCACAGAGACUGGGAAGAGGGAGGAGGGCAGGGUUGGGCACUGAGGGAUCAGAAGCCCUACAGCGCCCUAUAUCUGAAGGAAGCUCUGGCCAGGGCAGCUGUGCUGGUUCAUGCUCACUGCCUCAUGCUGCUUGUCCCCUCCAGCAUGAUGCUGGGGACUCUGGGCCUUUGCGUACUAUUUCCCACAUCUGUGCGAGCACUCCCAAGCAGGCGGACCUGUGUGUUCUUUGAGGCCCCUGGAGUGCGGGGAAGCACAAAGACACUGGGGAAGCUGCUAGAUGCAGGACCAGGGCCCCCCAGGGUUAUCCGCUGCCUCUACAGCCGCUGCUGUUUUGGGAUCUGGAACCUGACCCAAGACCGGGCACAGGCGGAGAUGCAAGGAUGCCGAGACAGUGAUGAGCCAGACUGUGAGUCCCCGCACUGUGACCUGAGCCCCCGAGCCCACCCCAGCCCCAGGUCAACCCUCUUCACCUGCUCGUGCGGCACUGACUUCUGCAAUGCCAAUUAUAGUCAUCUGCCUCCUCCAGGGAGCCCUGGGACUCCUGGCUCCCAGGGUCGUCCCACCGUCCCAGGCGAGUCCAUCUGGAUGGCGCUGGUGCUGCUGGGACUAUUCCUGUUCCUCCUGCUGGGCAGCAGCAUCCUGGCCCUGCUACAGCGAAAGUCCUGCAGAGUGCAGGGUGGGUCAGCGCCAGAGCCAGAGCCAGAGCCGGAAUCAGGCAGGGACUGGAGUGCUGAGCUGCCCGAGCUGCCUGAGCUGUGUUUCUCUCAGGUCAUCUGGGAAGGAGGUCAUACAGUGGUGUGGGCUGGGCAGCUGCAAGGUAAACUGGUAGCCAUCAAGGCCUUCUCCCGGAGGGCUGUGGCCCAGUUCCAAGCCGAGAGAGCGUUGUAUGAGCUGCCAGGCCUACAGCACGACCACGUUGUCCGCUUCAUCACCGCCAGCAGAGGGGGCCCUGGGCCCCUGCCCUGUGGGCCCCUGCUGGUACUGGAACUGCACCCAAAGGGUUCUCUGUGCCACUACUUGACCCAGCACACCAGUGACUGGGGAAGUUCCAUGCGGAUGGCACUGUCUCUGGCGCAGGGCCUGGCAUUCCUCCAUGAGGAGCGCUGGCAGGAUGGCCAAUAUAAACCACCGAUCGCCCACCGAGAUCUGAGCAGCCAGAAUGUGCUCAUUCGGGAGGAUGGGUCAUGUGCCAUUGGAGACCUGGGCCUCGCCUUGGUGCUCCCUGGCCUCUCCCAGCCUCCCACCUGGGCCCCUACUCAACCCCGAGGCCCCGCUGCCAUCAUGGAGGCUGGCACCCAGAGGUACAUGGCGCCAGAGCUCUUGGACAAGACUCUGGACCUACAGGACUGGGGCAUGGCCCUCCGACAAGCCGAUGUGUACUCUCUGGCUCUGCUCCUCUGGGAGAUCCUGAGCCGCUGCCCAGAUCUGUGGCCGGAUAGCAGACCACCACCCUUCCAGCUAGCCUAUGAGGCAGAACUGGGUAGCACUCCCAGCACCUGUGAGCUGUGGACCUUGGCGGUAGAGGAGAGAAGGCGGCCCUGCGUCCCACCCAGCUGGCACGGCUUCACCACAGACCCUGGCGGCCUGAGAGAGCUGCUGGAGGACUGUUGGGAUGCGGACCCAGAAGCAAGGCUGACGGCAGCGUGUGUCCAACAGCGUCUGGCCGCCCUAGCCUAUCCUCAGGAGGCCCGCCCCUUCCCAGAGAGCUGUGCCCAAGGCAGUCCACCUCUCUGCCCAGAAGACUGCCUCUCAGGCCCUCCCCAUGGCCAUCCCCCCUUGUAG
Messenger RNA from Neogale vison (American mink), 1788 nucleotides. It is a transcript of the gene AMHR2, whose product is annotated as anti-Mullerian hormone receptor type 2. Gene Ontology annotation, biological process: BMP signaling pathway; cellular response to growth factor stimulus; protein phosphorylation. Gene Ontology annotation, molecular function: ATP binding; transforming growth factor beta receptor activity. The transcript is spliced from 11 exons. Gene Ontology annotation, cellular component: plasma membrane; signaling receptor complex. NCBI's taxonomy places the organism in Eukaryota, Metazoa, Chordata, Mammalia, Carnivora, Mustelidae. The record is from RefSeq and is a predicted model, not a curated record. Bases 130 to 1788 code for a protein of 552 amino acids.